GCGAGGCAGCAGCUAGCUAAGCAAGCUCCUCCCUCCUGUCCGGCGGCUGCUGCGACACCUGCGUGAUGAGGUGCUGCUGCAGAAUCCUCGCGCCCCUCCUCUCUGCCGGCUUAUUCGUGCUCAUCUACUGGGCCAUCUUCCAGCCCCACCACAUACGCGCCACCGUUGACUCCGCCACCCUCUCAAACCUCACCGUCUCCAACGGCUCCUCCACCGCCGCGGUCUCCUACCACCUCGCCAUCAGCCUCAGCCUCUACAACCCCAGCGUCCGCGUCAACAUCUACUACGACACCAUCGACGCCCAGCUCCGCUUCCGCGACGCCGUCAUCGGCCCUGCCGCCAACGACACCUCCCCGUCCGAGUUCUACCAGCGCCGGAAGACCACCGACGUCGUGAAGCUGGAGUUCGCCGGGAGGGGCGUCGGCGUCGCCGGCGACGUCGCGGGGGAGCUGGAGAAGGAGAUGAAGAAGGGCGACGGGCCGGUGAGCUUGGAGCUGGACGUGCACGUGCGGGUGAGGUACGUGUUCAGGAUAUUCAAGCUGCGGCAGAAGCCGAAGAUAUGGUGCUUGCUGAGCAUUCCGGUCAAGGCAGAGGGCCAGGGCGGCGGAGUCGGUGGCGCUCUUCCCCCCGGCGACCGGUGCAGGGUCAAGUACUGAUGAAUGGUGAUCGAGUACCUGCGUUUGUGCUUUCUUGCUUGGAGAUUAGCAACCCGUGCUCAGUUUGAUUCAUGCAAAGAUUGUUAUUGUUUCGGUUAUUGCUGCAGACUAUACGAGUACCGCUAUUCUUGUCUCGACUCUUUAUUCUGCGAUUUGAUUAUUCAUUCGGGAGUUGUUAUAAAUCACAUGUA
Messenger RNA from Phragmites australis (common reed), 847 nucleotides. RefSeq lists its product as uncharacterized. The transcript has a single exon. The record is from RefSeq and is a predicted model, not a curated record. Gene Ontology annotation, biological process: defense response to other organism. The coding region runs from base 66 to 656 and encodes 196 amino acids. NCBI's taxonomy places the organism in Eukaryota, Viridiplantae, Streptophyta, Magnoliopsida, Poales, Poaceae.